This is a messenger RNA of Juglans regia (Persian walnut), 1875 nucleotides long. Its product is annotated as protein PSK SIMULATOR 1-like. Gene Ontology annotation, biological process: positive regulation of growth. Lineage: Eukaryota; Viridiplantae; Streptophyta; Magnoliopsida; Fagales; Juglandaceae. The transcript has a single exon. Bases 264 to 1667 code for a protein of 467 amino acids. The record is from RefSeq and is a predicted model, not a curated record.
GAGUCUUUAGAUUAUGUGUAUUAAUGCUCUGCAAAACAUCCUGGCCACGAGCCUGACACCUUCAUCUUCAACCUCCUCUUUUAUCCUUGGCUCUGCUACUCUCAGUACUCUUGAAUUAUCUGUUCUCUACUCCCUCACGAAGCCAAAAGAAAACCACACCAGCUUCCACUUUUUCUUCUUAUUCUUCUUUGCAAAUUAAGUUUUAUUUUUCUCCUUUUUUUCACUUCUUAAUAUUCGCUAUAUAUAACAUAUACAAUAUAAUCAUGGCUCUUGAAACUUGGCUUGUUAAGGUAAAGACGGCGAUAUCUCACAGUUUUGACGUGGUGCGACCCGCCGCCCCGAACCCAAAACUGAUAAAGAAGUCCAAUGUCGGCGUGUUAGCCUUCGAGAUCGCUGGCCUCAUGUCCAAGCUACUCCACCUUUGGCAAUCCCUCUCAGACAAGAACAUAGUCCGCCUCCGCAACGAGACUAUCUCUGAACUCGAAGGAGUCUACAAGAUUGUCUCUGACGACGAGGCUUUCCUCCUCGGCCUCGCGUGCGCGGAGUUGGCCGAGAAUCUCAGACUUGUCGCGAAGUCAGUAUCCAGAAUAUGCACAAAAUGCGAGGACCCGAGUGUCUGGUGCUUUGAGCGCUUGUUCGAUGAGUUCGCCAACUCGGGUCGCGACCCCCAUGGUUGGGUUCUGAGCUUGAAAGAAAUGGAAGCUAGAAUCAAGAAGAUGGACAGAUACGUCACCGUCACGUGCACGCUAUAUCGAGAAAUGGAAGAGCUUUCUGUCAUGGAAAGUGGGCUAAGUAAAUCGUUGAAGUGCAAGGAAAAUGAAUCAUCGGUUUCCGAGCAUCAGCAGAAGAUUUUCUGGCAAAGACAAGAAGUUAAGUAUCUGAAAGAAAGAUCAAUCUGGAAUCGAAGCUUUGAUGCCGUAGCUUCCAUGCUCGCACGGUCUACUUUCACGAUCCUGGCAAGAAUUAAACUUGUUUUUGGCAUAGGAGGACCAUGUCCACAGUCUCUGACUCGCAGCCUCUCAGCUUCGGCCGCUGUCCACCCGGAUCACAUUCCCAGUUCUUGUCUCUUCGUGUCAGGGCAAUCCAUGAAAAGCUCAAGACUUGAGGAAAAGAAAGACUUGGCUGAUGGGUUUUUUGAGUCCAAUUCCAAGCUCAUAAAACCCCCAGAAACUACUCUAGGCGCUGCAGCAUUAGCACUGCACUAUGCGAAUUUGAUCAUAGUGAUGGAGAAGAUGAUCAAGUCGCCACAAUUGGUCGGCGUGGAUGCAAGGGAUGAUCUUUAUGCGAUGCUACCAAGUAGUAUAAGAUCGUUGCUGAGGGCCAGGUUGAAGGGAUCCGCAGGGUUUCCGGCCAGCGAUCCGGUGCUUGCUGGGGAGUGGAGAGAAGCUUUGGGAAGGAUUUUGGGGUGGUUGUCACCAUUAGCAUAUAAUAUGAUAAAAUGGCAAAGCGAAAGGAGCUUUGAGCAGCAAAAUUUGGUGCCCAGAACGAAUGUGCUGCUUCUGCAGACGCUAUAUUUCGCCAACAAGGAGAAGACCGAGGCUGCCAUUUCUGAGCUGUUAGUGGGAUUAAAUUACAUUUGGAGGUUCGAGAGGGAGAUGACUGCCAAGGCCUUGUUUCAAUGCAGUACCAACCUCAAUGGGAUUUUGAAUGUUAAAAUUUCCAGCUAAGGGGAUGGUUUUGCUUUCUUUUUUUUCUAUGGUGCAUCUAAUCGAAGAUCGUCAUGCAUGAUUGAUCAUUAUAGUUUUAAGCUGAGUUUCAGUUUGAUCUUUGAGGGUCUGUUUUACUUCUUACCAUGAUCUGUAUAAGAUAAUAAACCAUAUGAUUUUGUGUAAUCUAAACAACGCAAGGGCUUUCAACAUCAGAAGAAGCUCUAGC